Anthonomus grandis grandis is the source of this 2059-nucleotide messenger RNA. RefSeq names its product ATP synthase subunit alpha, mitochondrial. Gene Ontology annotation, molecular function: ATP binding; proton-transporting ATP synthase activity, rotational mechanism; ADP binding. The coding region runs from base 102 to 1757 and encodes 551 amino acids. NCBI's taxonomy places the organism in Eukaryota, Metazoa, Arthropoda, Insecta, Coleoptera, Curculionidae. Gene Ontology annotation, biological process: proton motive force-driven ATP synthesis; proton transmembrane transport. The transcript has 8 exons. The record is from RefSeq and is a predicted model, not a curated record.
CCUGUCAAUUGAAUUUGGUAGUGGGAGAAUUUCGCAAAGGGGAAGUCAACGUCGUCCAUCCUUUCGACUUUUGUGAGUGCUGGGAAACCGAAAGUUGGAAAAUGUCGCUACUUUCCGCUCGUUUAGCUGCCUCUGUGGCCCGAAACAUCCCUAAAACCGUAACUCAGGCCGCAGGAGCAGCUUUCCCAGCUACUUCGGCAGCUGUAAGAAAAAUUCACGCGACUCCAGCCAACAAUGGAGUUGAAAUUUCUUCAGUUUUGGAAGAGCGCAUCUUGGGUUCUGCCCCAAAAGCUGAUUUGGAUGAAACUGGUCGUGUCUUGAGCAUUGGUGAUGGUAUUGCCCGUGUAUAUGGUUUGAAUAACAUUCAGGCCGAUGAGAUGGUUGAAUUUUCUUCCGGAUUAAAGGGUAUGGCUCUUAACUUGGAACCCGACAACGUCGGUGUGGUAGUAUUCGGUAACGACAAACUUAUCAAGGAAGGUGAUAUUGUCAAGAGAACUGGUGCCAUUGUAGAUGUACCAGUAGGUGAUUCCAUUUUGGGUCGUGUAGUAGAUGCUUUGGGUAAUCCCAUUGAUGGUAAGGGACCACUAAACACCAAACAACGUUUCCGUGUCGGUAUCAAGGCUCCCGGUAUCAUUCCCCGUAUUUCCGUAAGGGAACCUAUGCAGACUGGUAUUAAGGCUGUAGACUCUCUUGUACCCAUUGGUAGAGGUCAACGUGAAUUGAUCAUUGGUGAUCGUCAAACUGGCAAAACUGCUCUGGCUAUCGACACCAUCAUCAACCAGAAACGUUUUAACGAUGCCGAUGAUGAGAAAAAGAAGCUGUACUGCAUCUACGUCGCCAUCGGUCAGAAGAGAUCUACCGUCGCCCAGAUCUUAAAACGUCUUACUGACACCGGUGCUAUUAAUUAUACCAUUAUCGUAUCUGCCACCGCCUCUGAUGCCGCUCCAUUGCAAUACCUUGCUCCAUACUCUGGGUGUGCUAUGGGUGAAUAUUUCAGAGAUAACGGCAAACACGCUUUGAUUAUCUACGAUGACUUGUCCAAACAAGCUGUUGCUUACCGUCAAAUGUCCCUGCUGUUGCGUCGUCCCCCAGGUCGUGAAGCUUACCCCGGUGAUGUAUUCUACCUUCACUCUCGUCUGCUCGAGCGUGCCGCCAAAAUGUCCGACGCCCAUGGAGGUGGAUCACUCACCGCCUUGCCCGUCAUCGAAACCCAAGCCGGUGACGUAUCCGCUUACAUUCCCACCAACGUAAUUUCCAUUACUGACGGACAAAUCUUCUUGGAAACUGAAUUGUUCUACAAGGGUAUCCGUCCCGCCAUCAACGUCGGUUUGUCUGUAUCCCGUGUAGGUUCCGCUGCCCAGACCAAAGCCAUGAAACAGGUCGCCGGUUCCAUGAAACUGGAACUCGCCCAAUACCGUGAGGUAGCCGCCUUUGCCCAGUUCGGUUCCGACUUGGACGCUGCCACUCAACAACUGUUGAACCGUGGUGUCAGGUUGACCGAAUUGUUGAAACAGGGACAGUAUGUACCAAUGGCCAUUGAAGAACAGGUCGCCAUUAUCUACUGCGGUGUCAGAGGACACUUGGACAAACUUGACCCCUCAAAGAUCACUGUUUUCGAGAAGCAAUUCUCUGAACACAUUAAGAGCAGACACCAGAACAUACUGCAGAGCAUCUCCAAAGAGGGUAAAAUUACCGAAAGCACCGAUGCUGAAUUGAAGAAAAUCGUACAGGAGUUUAUUGCUAGCUUCUCUGGUUAAUUUUUUAAUUAAUUAUAUUUAUUAUAAUACGGCUUUUAGCUGACAACGUAUAAAAACUCAUAAAUACUAAGUAUUUUGCCGUUGUUUGCUAGAAGAUCCAUAUUGUGUAAUUUUACCAUAUGUCGCCAACAACCUGUCUAUUUACACAUAAGUUUUAGAAUGCUAAGGUGAUUUUUUAGAAAAUGUUUCAGAAUCCUAAUCAACUUUAUUUGAAAUGCGUGAAGGUGCGGCAUUUCGUUGUUUUUAUUAAGUAUUUUUUGUUUGUAUCGAAACACAAUAAUAAAUAAAUUACUCUAAAUGUU